UCAGCCCUAUUAUGGUGAGCGGGGCUUACCUCUUUUGAGCACAGAUCUGAAACCGAUGUUAGUCAUGAUGGAUGCGCUGCUUCCUACAGCCUUCAUGCUACUGCUGAGCACAGGCUGUAAUUCUGGUCAGGAAGCACUUCUCCCAGGAUCUUUUGAUGGAGCAGUAGGAGGGAGUGCCACAUUCCAGACUACAGUCCCUUCAACAGGAGAGGAAUUAGAUACAAUCAUCUGGGAAUUCACCACUGACGGAUCUGCAAAUGCAGUCACCGUCUACAAUUCUACUAACAAGGGUACAGAGUCUGCAUACGAGGGCAGAAUCAGCGUGAAUAAGUCCACUGGUUCUAUGGAGCUCAGAGAGCUGACGAAGAAUGACUCUGGUAAUUACAGUGUGAACCUCGGUUUGAAUGGAACUGCAGAAACCACACUGAACAUGUAUGAUAAUAUUACAGAGGCCAACAUCACAGGUCCCACUGGCGUACUGAUAGCAGGUAACGGCUCUGCCAACCUGAGCUGUCAGGCAGCUGCUGGAACCCUCAUCUCCAGGAAGUGGCUGAAAGAUGGACAAUCACUCUCUCCUAGCAACAGAAUCACAUUCUCCAAUGACAGCAGCACUGUGUCCAUAGACCCUGUACAAGGCUCUGAUAAUGGACACUACCAAUGCAGACUUACGAACCCAGUGAGUACGGACACUGGCAGCUACCACCUAACUGUCAACUUUGGACCAGAGAAAGUAGCUAUAGUUGGCAGUGAGAAAGCAGAGGUCAAUUCAAAAGUGGAGUUAGCGUGCAAUGCUUCAUCAGUGCCUCCUGCCACAUUUUCCUGGUUGGUUAAUGGGACAGAGAAAGAGACGCAACACAGUUUUAUCAUAGAGAACACCACCCUUACUGAUACUGGGGACUAUACCUGUGUGGCCAGCAAUAAUGUUACUGGGCUGACCUCCUCUGCUGUCCAUUUCUUGACUGUGACAGCUCCAGACCCACCGCCAGGUCCUGAAUCUUCGGAGUCUCUCUCUGGGGGAGCAAUUGCUGGCAUUGUCAUUGGCACCAUUGCGGGAGUGGGGCUCAUUGGUGGAGGAGGUUUCUUUGCCUAUAAAAAGUUGUUUUAGUGACAGGGUUCUCUUGCCAGUAAGCUGUCUUUUUAAGUUGUCCCUAGUGACCAGGACUUGAGCAUGAAGCCCACCUGGAUUUGUGGAAGUAAUGAUGUCACAAAGGUUCUGUGCAGUUUGAUGAUGCUAGGAGAAUACAUUCUUCCAUCUUUCAGAAACAUUAAAUUACCAUUCAUUUCCAUUUGAUUUAUUUUCAGUGACAUUUUGUAUUAUCGGCACAGAAAAUGUGAAUUUUAAUAAUGAACUAAAACAGAAUGUUUCCUUUGCCUCACUUCUCUUUUUAAUAAGGAGAUGUUUAUAUGAAAUUAUUGUCAAAACAGUUGUUAGAAUCAACAAAAUGGAAACAUAAUGAUGUUGUGGAUUAAGCUUCUUUGAAAUGAAAUGACACACUGCAAUGCAAAGUCUUAAUUUCCUUUUACAGAAUUGUAAUAUAUUUUAUUUUUAUAAAUAUUGUUUUUUGAUUAAGCAAUUUGAUUUAAAUCUUAUUUUUUAUAUUCAGAAAAUUAUUGGUACUGUCAAAAUAAUGGUCUUCUAAAUAAAGUAAUCUAAUUUUGCUGUAA
Messenger RNA from Conger conger (European conger), 1665 nucleotides. Its product is annotated as carcinoembryonic antigen-related cell adhesion molecule 6-like. The coding region runs from base 56 to 1105 and encodes 349 amino acids. The record is from RefSeq and is a predicted model, not a curated record. The transcript has 6 exons. Lineage: Eukaryota; Metazoa; Chordata; Actinopteri; Anguilliformes; Congridae.